Molecule: messenger RNA, 1530 nt
Organism: Aspergillus uvarum CBS 121591
Lineage: Eukaryota; Fungi; Ascomycota; Eurotiomycetes; Eurotiales; Aspergillaceae
Product: putative C6 transcription factor
Exons: 4
Coding region: 87-1382 (431 amino acids)
Source: RefSeq, a predicted model, not a curated record
CGGGUCAAGUAAAAGGAAGCAGGAAAGGCAACAAGCCUUGUCCCGCUCAUGUUGUUCGAGAAAGGGCUACUGAUGAUAACCCACGCAUGUCUUCUCUGUCUAUAUAUCGGAACCCUGGGUCGCCAUGGGAGGAACGGGCGGUAUGCUUUUUCUUUGACCAAUAUACGGCUUGUGACAAGCCUGAAGGUGGCAGUCACCUGGGAUUUAUCCCGAGGUUGUAUGCGGGCUGUCAAGGGCCUGGCGCCGUGGAGCCAGCGCCUUCGUGUCUGCGUCUCGCGGUUGAUGCUGCAGCCUUGCUCACCUUGGGUAAUCAGGUCAAGGCGCCCUCGCUGGUCACACAAGCGAGACACCGGCUUGCUCUGGCGGUGCAGGGACUGCGUCGGGCGCUGGACUCGCCGGUCGAAAGGGUAAAGGACAAUACCUUUGCAGCCGUGGUCAUUCUUGCACUUUUCGAAGAUAUCUCAGGCGAGCGGAACGGGCUUGCGAGCUCCCACACUGUGGGCUUUGAAGCCCUCAUGAAGCUGAGGGGCGAGAGUCUACUCAACGAGCAGGGGCUAGAUAUGUUUAAGUUUGCAUAUGUUCACACGCGCAUUGAAGCUUUACUUCUGCGGCAGAAGCCACGGUUCAGUACUCAUGAUCUUGUCAUGCGUCUUGAUCCUGCCGAUCCUCUACAACGGCUGAUAAUGGUGGUGAACGAGCUUGAUCCAAUGUCCCUCGAGAACCCCCUGACUUCCGACACCACCGAUCCUGGAGUCAUCACUACUCUUGCCUCCAGGAUCGAAAUCUAUAGGGCCCUGGACUCCGAAUUAGCAGAGUGGAGUCGAAGCCUGCCGACAAGCUGGCUCCCCCACGCUUGCCGGUCGCAUACCGGCGAAGAUGUGCUGACCUACCAAGGGCAGUUUUCGGCGUCGAUUUGGUCCUACUAUCAUGCCCUUCGCAUAUUGCUACAGGUGACGAUCCUCGAAUUCCUCCAGACGUUGACCUCGAUUGUGCGUUCGAGCGGCAUCCAGCGAGAAGCCGUCCGACAAGAAGCCGAGGGAUCACGGCUGAUCCAAAGCUUAAUCGGCGAUACGUGCCGUGCGAUCCCGUUCUCGUUCGGGGCGAUCGAUCAGCUGGGCAACCCGUUGGCUUCGCAGGGGGCAUCUCAGAUUCGGGCUUUCAACGUCUACCAUAUGAUCUGGCCGCUGUGGUAUAUCUUGACGUGCGGGCAUGCGACACCAGCCCAGGCCCAGCAGAUCCGGCGGGCGCUGGCGGAAAAGGGUUCCGAGGUCGGGAUCAAGCUGGCCCUUGUGCUUGCUGAGGGUGGUCAGGGUGUGAUGCCAUUGAUGCUUGGAUCUUUGGCGCCGAGUAAUGAGCCGCGCCUUGCUCUGGAGUGUCCGUGACGGGUAUUGAUGGUCGCUUUGUUGGUCGUCCUUCCAAUCGGAUCUACUAGGGUGUAUAAAUGAUUAUAUCCAGUUAUAUGUUGAGCAUGCUACAACUUUUCAGACUGAGUAGAAUAGAUACUAUCCGCAACCACGCAGGCAUUUGAUG